Messenger RNA from Pyrus x bretschneideri (Chinese white pear), 1560 nucleotides. RefSeq names its product protein HIGH CHLOROPHYLL FLUORESCENCE PHENOTYPE 244, chloroplastic. NCBI's taxonomy places the organism in Eukaryota, Viridiplantae, Streptophyta, Magnoliopsida, Rosales, Rosaceae. The transcript has 8 exons. The coding region runs from base 16 to 1263 and encodes 415 amino acids. The record is from RefSeq and is a predicted model, not a curated record.
CUCCCUAUCUGUAAAAUGGAAAGCGUCUGUCCAGUCAGUGACAGACAAAGGGAGAGCUUGAAAAUGGCAAUGGCUUGGAGGCUUCCUACCCAGCUGCCAACACCCGGAAACCUCCAUCAUUAUGACUCCAAAACGCUGUCGUUCCCAGCCUCACUCUCAUGGUGCCGGACUUUAGCUCCGGACCAUCUCCUUCCUUCGUCAUCUUCUUCCACCUCCACCGCCACUGGGACCAAUACGCGGCGUUUCAUGAAAUGUAGGGCCAGGGCGGGAGCUGGGGCUGUGAAUCUUGCUCCGGGGACACCCGUCAGACCCACCAGUAUACUGGUGGUCGGCGCCACCGGGACUCUGGGGAGGCAGAUUGUGAGGAGAGCACUUGAUGAAGGCUAUGAUGUUAGGUGCUUGGUUAGGCCGAGACCAGCCCCUGCUGAUUUCCUCAGAGAUUGGGGUGCUACUGUUGUCAAUGCAGACCUUAGCAAACCAGAGACCAUACCUGCUACAUUGGUAGGGAUUCACACAAUCAUCGAUUGUGCGACGGGUCGUCCCGAAGAGCCCAUAAAAAAGGUAGAUUGGGAAGGAAAAGUUGCUCUUAUACAAUGUGCAAAAGCAAUGGGGAUCCAAAAAUUUGUAUUCUAUUCCAUCCACAACUGUGACCAGCAUCCCGAAGUUCCACUUAUGGAGAUCAAGUAUUGCACUGAAAAGUUUCUCCAAGAUUCAGGCAUAAAUCACGUCAUAAUUCGUUUAUGUGGAUUCAUGCAAGGGAUUAUUGGACAGUAUGCAGUGCCUAUAUUAGAAGAGAAAUCGGUAUGGGGAACAGACGCCCCCACAAGGAUUGCAUACAUGGACACCCAGGAUGUAGCUCGCCUGACCUUUAUAGCUUUAAGAAAUGAGAAAGUCAAUGGGAAGCUUCUCACAUUUGCUGGCCCUCGCGCAUGGACAACCCAAGAGGUAAUAACGUUGUGUGAAAGGUUUGCGGGCCAAGAGGCAAAUAUAACUACGGUCCCAGUUUCUGUCCUAAGAGUAACCCGUCAGCUAACUAGGCUGUUUGAGUGGACAAAUGAUGUUGCUGAUAGAUUGGCAUUUUCAGAGGUUCUUUCAAGCGAUACUGUUUUCUCUGUUCCAAUGAGCGAAACAUAUGGUCUUCUUGGGGUUGACGGAAAAGAUAUAGUUACACUGGAGAAAUAUUUGCAGGACUACUUUACCAACAUAUUGAAGAAAUUGAAAGAUAUCAAAGCACAAUCAAAGCAAUCUGAUAUUUACUUCUGAUACAAAGAGUAUUGUAUAAUUGUAAAUGAAGCGAUGUAUGUAUCGACAAGUCCGAUGAUACCUAUUAACUCAUGCAGAGGUAUUACACUUCAAUUGGGUACUCGUAGUUUUCUAUAGCAUCUCCCUAGAAAAAUUUUGGAGCAAUGCUUUCAACUUUCUGUGUUCAUAAGAUCUGUUGCCUACUUUUUAUGAACAUCCAUUUCUGUUGAUACUAUCCCGUGAAAAAUUGCGGUGAUAUUCAAGAUGUUUACUUUUCUUCUUGGCCAAGUUAAAUACAAAUGCCACUACUUGCGCUGC